Salvia hispanica is the source of this 1310-nucleotide messenger RNA. RefSeq names its product F-box protein FBW2-like. The record is from RefSeq and is a predicted model, not a curated record. NCBI's taxonomy places the organism in Eukaryota, Viridiplantae, Streptophyta, Magnoliopsida, Lamiales, Lamiaceae.
UCUUUUUCUUUUGGGAGAUGAGACACUCUCUAAAGUGUAAAGAUCACAUUUUUAUCACUGCAUUUCCAUCUGUCGCCUUCUUUUUUUGCUCUUACAAGUUUCUUCUCUUCUCAUGACCAACAUUUCUCUCUCUCCCCCAAAUUUUGGGUGGUCUUCUUGGAAAAGAAUCUAUAUAUAGAUGGAGGAAGGUGAGGAUUCAAGAAAAUGGGAUGAAUUACUACCUGAUGCAUUAGGCCUAAUAUUCAAGAAUCUUUCACUAUAUGAGGUUCUAACCGUUGUUCCAAGAGUUUGCAAAUCGUGGGGACGAGCAGCCACGGGGCCUUACUGUUGGCAAGAGAUCGACAUUGAGGAAUGGAGUCGAAACAGGAAGCCGGAGGUCGUGGAUGGAAUGCUCCGAUUGCUGAUAGCAAGAAGCUGUGGCUCUCUCCGAAAGCUCACCGUCUCUGGCCUCUCCUUGGACAAAACCCUCUUGUUCAUAGCAGAUCAUGGUCAAUCUCUGCGGAGUUUGAGACUGCCGAGAAGCGAAAUACACGACGCAGUAGUGGGGAAGGCUGCUGCAAUGAUGUGUGGUCUCACAUUUGUGGAUUUGAGCUACUGCAUUAGUGUUGGAGCUGAAGGUCUUGAGGCAUUAGGGAAGAACUGCAAGUCUCUGAGCAGCUUGAGGCGGAUAAUGCACCCAUUGGAGGUGAUCGAGAAGCUCUCCCAAGACGAUGAGGCCCUGGCUAUUGCUUCCACGAUGCCCAAGCUCAAGAAUCUCGAGAUUGCAUACUUGCUCGUGGACACAGCCAGUAUCGUCGAAAUUCUCAGCAACUGCAAGCACCUCGAGCUGCUGGACGUGCGCGGAUGCUGGAACGUGAAGCUGGACGAGAAGUUUGUGAAGAUGUUCCCCAAGUUGAAGGUGGUUGGGCCCCUCGUGGUAGACUGCUACGACAUGAACGGAUGGGACAACUGCUCGGACUACUCGGGCUCGUCCGGGUACCUGGCGUGGGACUUUGUGGCCGGCGAUGACGACAUUGAUGACGAUGACGAGGAGUAUGGUGACAUGCUUGAUGACCUGUGGGGGGAUGAGAACCUGAUGGACGAUGUCGAGAUGUGGUUCUACGACGACGUGCACGCGGUGGAUGCUGGCUACGAUUGGCCACAGUCGCCUUGAGUGAGGUGUGUAUGUGAAUGUGAUGGAGGUGUUUGUUGUGUGUGUGUGUGGUUGUGAUAAUACAAGUGAGGUUAUAAAUGUGUAAUGAAUUUGGGUUGUGUAUGAAUGGAUGGUAAUUGCAAGUUUCUAAUGCCUACAGCAUGAAUCAUUUGCAAAA